GUGACAAAUCUGAAGUACAGAGGAACAUGAUUGUAGCAGGUUUUGUACAAACUACCGCAUGACAGGCCCCCUCAGUGCUUUUUGAGUUUCGUGUCACAUAUUGUGUCAAUUGAUGUAUCAUCUUACUUGCUCUUGAAAUUUGGUGAUAGUCAGUCUUGGUGCGUAAAGCAGUCUUACUGCUAGCUGCCGUAGUCGACUAGGUUAGCGAUAUCCGAAUUCAACUAAUCUACGUCGUCUGGAACAAAGGACUGGAGUCGAGUUGUGUUACAAUCUGGAUGUAAGUUGCAUUUCCUAUACCUUUCAAAUAGUUGCGAGUUGAACUCAAAUAAAACUUGAUACAAUUCUCCAACCAUGCUGGCAGUAUCCCUAAUUGUAGUGUGAAAGUUGCAAGGGUCAUAAAGUCUGUCAAGCUAGGGCAAUGAAGGAUUACACACAAUAUGAUAACAAAUUGUUAGAAGGCGGUAAGUGAAGAUUUAAUUACUGUAACGCAUGCAUACACACAUCACCUGACUAUGUAAACUCGUUCAAAAUUUGCAUCCAUGAAAGUACACCUAAAUUGCAGGAUACGAUCAACCAUUUACGAUUGAAACACGUAAGACGCUAUCUUCCACAUGUAGGAACUGCAACAACAGUUAUACCAUACUAAGCUCACUUUAUGGAGAAGCAUGAGAGACAUGGGCAAUCGGAUUUGGCUGCUUGGUAUUUAUUGCCUUUUCCUUUCCGCAUGCCGUCUUUUUCAUGGCUGUCUCCGUUUCCCAGAAGUGAAAGAGACGGCAUAGCUCGGCAAACACUCCCGAAAUGGACAUAUUGAUGGAUCUGUAUGUGGAUAGACAGUGUCAUAAUUGAUGCCAUAGUACGUGCAUGGAGCUAUUUAUUUCGGCACUUCACUCAAGGAAAUCAACCGAUGCAUCUCCUGUAUUUGGUUUAGGGAAAUGAGUAGGUUGUAUGGCGAAACACCGGAGGCUCCAUACAAUGUUGGGAGUGGAAGCCAUAGAUUGCAAGUACAAGUUGCGUGUGGUGUGUGUGUGUGGAAGCAAGGUUUCAAUCGAUCUCCAGAGGUUUUGUUACCUAGAGUUGGAUGAAUUAGUUUCGUUGCAUUCAGAAGAUGCCGUGUGCGCUUCCUGUUUUGCAUCCAACUCCGAGAUCACAACCACUUGGAUUGUUAGAGCAGGGACCGCCGUGCAGAUUGCUACGAAAUAGCUUGAAACUGGCGGUCGUCUGAAGUUCGUUCUCUCGAGUAAAAUCAAUUGGCCCUCAAUGGCUUCCUUUCUCCUGUCGGAAGUGUACAUAGUGGAGCGAACGAUUGCAUCCGGGCAUGCGGAACUGGACGACCUUACGUGUGAGGCGACUGUAUGCACGAGUGAACAUCAAGCGUAUUGUGAAGCCAUUAAAAACAUGAUUCGCUUUGCGCUGGAUAAAAACUGCGACAGCGAGGAAGAAGAGAGCCUGCGGUACGAAAUGACGAAGACGAUGCGAAGGAGGGGAAUCAGCGUAGAGAGGCGCUACAAGAGGCUCAAGGAUUUGAUCAUUGGUGCAAGCCGUGCAUUCAAUGCUGAGAAGACCUACUAUACUGUGAAACGCAGUGCGAUCGUCGCACAGGAGAAGGUCGACGAGGAAGCCAUGAUAAUCGAUGCGCUGAAGCAGCUUGGAGCAAUGGAUGAGAAAGCAGAGGAGCCACCUAAACGCGCGUCUAGAAACGCGACACAGGCCCCACGAGACCCAUCGCUCAAGGGACGUGGACGCGUCUUGCCUCCUUUACUUGCACACGAGCAAGGCCUUGCCAGGAAGAGAGCUCGUGACCAUGAUUCUCGUCUCCAUCACAACAUUUUCUAAGAGUGAGAAGACUGCCGAGUCUCACCAUUUCCCAAACGUGCUUGGACAAGCGGGCAUCCAACUCCGGUAGUUUCUCAAAUCUUACUUCAAGUUAAACCAUCACCUGAGCAUUUCAGUGUUUCCAUCAGCAGUGCUGUGGAGAAGAUAAGCAAUUGUACGUCUCUUCAAAUGAACUGCUUCGGACACAAUCUUGCACACAUUUGGUUGUUUGACAGGGUGGACAUUGCGCGGAUACUAUUCACAUCGAAACUUCGUUCAAACAUUCGAAUCAAGAAUUCCCGCUCUCUGUGGAAUUACCUAAACAACACGGAUCAGUCGUAGCACUACUACCAGGAUCAGAAUCAUCUGAAAAAGAGACUUCACUGUAAUAUCUGCUUCCAGUUAAGCAGUGAACGGCGACGCCUUCCGAGCACAUCAUUUUUUUAUUUUAUUUUUUCUUUUCACUUUAUUGUUUUGUUUUAUCGAAAUGCUCGAAGUAGUUAGGUCCAUCAAAUCUUUCUAGGUCUAGAAUCUUUCCAUCACUUGCGAAUUUUCUACCCUAUCUUGUGUGUCAAUCCUGAACUUGGGCUCGGGCCUAAGUAAGAAUGUGUGUGUUUUCAUCCGGCACUUUGGUUUUCGUCAAUGUAUGAGUGAUACCUUAAGAAAGAUUCUUGAAAUAUUGAAUGUGA
Molecule: messenger RNA, 2501 nt
Organism: Physcomitrium patens
Lineage: Eukaryota; Viridiplantae; Streptophyta; Bryopsida; Funariales; Funariaceae
Source: RefSeq, a predicted model, not a curated record